Messenger RNA from Aspergillus puulaauensis, 240 nucleotides. RefSeq lists its product as uncharacterized. Gene Ontology annotation, cellular component: spindle microtubule; DASH complex; mitotic spindle pole body. Bases 1 to 240 code for a protein of 79 amino acids. The transcript is spliced from 2 exons. The record is from RefSeq and is a predicted model, not a curated record. NCBI's taxonomy places the organism in Eukaryota, Fungi, Ascomycota, Eurotiomycetes, Eurotiales, Aspergillaceae.
AUGUCCCUGUCAACACCAGGGCCAAAAACACGGUCCACCUCGCCAACGGUCUUCGAGCAGCAGCGCGAAGAACUCGUGCGCGAGAUUGCCGUGGGCAUGGAACAAGUCCUCCAAAACAUCAACCGGCUGAAUCGGAAUCUGGAGAGUGUUAUCUCGGUAUGUUCAUCCAUCAGCCUCAUAUAUCCAAUCCAGUCCAAUACAUUAUCACCGGGGGAAAAAAAGAAAAGAAAAAAAAUUUAA